AUGGGGAACAGCGAGAGCUGCCCAGUCUACGACGGAAAUUUCGUGCGCGCCGACUCCGGCGCAGUGAACUGCGGUGCCUGCCCUCCUCCAGUCUCGACAAGUGAAGAUUCCUGGCUCAUCUUUCACCUCUUGGUGAGCUUCGUACUUGUUGCCUACGUACGCUGGAGCCGCGUAGUCAUCCACAAUCACGCCUGCAACGAACGCGAGUUGCCUGCGUGUUGCCAACGGCAACUACAUGAACGUGCUGCAGCGAGACUGACCGCCCUUCGGACCGAGUACGCCUCUUUCCUUCAGAUGCUCAAAGUGGGUCUACCACGGGUCGUAGUCGACCACAAAAUGCGGGCUGAAAGCAAGGACCCGAGCGUAUUAGACGAGCUUAUUGCAACAACGACAAAGGCAAAGAAAGUGCCAGCGCCUAUUGAAAUCCUAAAGGUGCAAGAACCAGUCGAGGAUAAGGACCCAGAACACACUCAGAAGGUUGAGUCAUUUAUGAGGAUGAUCAAGGUAGGAGUUCCGCGUCAUCUUGUGGAGAUGAAGGCCAGGAGAGAAGGUGUAGACCCGGCGGAACUAGACGGAAAGCCUGCAACUGUUCUAGCUGCACGAUCCAGACGCUCCAGUAUCAGUUCUGUCGUGUCGACCGCUCCUUCCACACCUGAUGCCUUGGCCACGCGCUCUGCCUCCACUGUGGCAAGUAAUAACGGCCGCACAUUGGCCAUGAUGGCACUUCGUAAGAUGAACAAUGGCAUGCGCAAGAAGCUACACUGGUCGACAACGCCAUACACCGAGGCGCUCGUCCCAGCUCAACGCCGUGACUCCCUUUGGAGCAAAAUCCACGCCAAAGAUAAGCUUGAUCGUGUGUGCAUUUCAACUGAAAGUCGACGUUGGAUGGAGAAGCUUUUUGUCAAAGUUGUUGCAAAGGCAAAACGCGAGCGUGCAAACUCGAAUCCGGCUAUCUUUGACGAACAGGGUGAACCGGAAGUCGAAAUGGGUGGAGAGGAGGAAAUGGCAAAAGACCCGGGCAGUGCGUUCCUACACCGCAAACUGUAUGUCGUGCUUCUGGACCACAAAAAAUCACAGAAUAUUGCCAUUGUUCUCGCACGUGUGAAACGAACUUUUCCCGAGCUCACUCACGAAAUUUUGACAUUGAAUUGCGACGUGUUAUCCAGUCCAGCUCUGCAGUCGUUAAUCGACAUGUGGCCUGACAGUGCGGAGCAAGAGGCAAUCGACCAAUUCGAUGGCGACGUGUCGAGGUUAGCUACGGCCGAGCAGUUUUUAAUAGUAGCGCGCAAGAUACCGAGAGCACAGCAAAAGCUACGCUGUCUCCAGUUCAAGAUGGAUUUCGCACCGCGAGUCGAGGAACUUCGCGACAAUUUGAAGUUGCUCAUUCGAGGUAUCCAGCAAGUAUGUGCAAGCGAUCGUUUCGCUGGCGUCUUGGAGUAUGUUUUCCAUUUGGGUAAUCUACUGAACUUCGGCGAAGGAGUGGAGUACACAGAAUGGGUCAAGAGUAUUUCCAUUAGCUCAUUGGCGAAACUUUCGUUCACAAAGGCAUACGACGGACGGAUAUCGUUCCUGCAGUAUGUAAUCCAGUCGGUCGAGCGUGAUGAGCCACACCUCGCACUGUUUAGUGACCAGUUGCCUUUAAUCACCAAGUGCAGUAAACUAUCUGUCCAGAGUCUAUUUGCCGAGUGCCAGUCACUCAAGGGCGGACUUCGAAUGCUGAUCAACGAGACACAAAAGGCGGCAGUUUUCAAGACUGACGACGCCGAUCUACGCGCAGAUUUAGCCAAGUCACGGGAGAGCAUGAGGUUGUACGCCAUGGAAGUCGAACAAGAGCUCAACGGCGUGCAAGAACUCGUCGAUCAACUUGAGAGAGAGAGAAAGCACUUUUUGAAUUACUUCGAGGAAGAGGAUGCUUUACCGAUCGACGAGUUGCUCGGCUUUAUCGCCAGCUUCGCGGACGAAUACACGCGAGAACGUCAGCAACUUAUUCUCCGUGCUCGACGUGCACUGAAAACCAAUCACAAUCGCUCGUCCUCGACCAACUCGUUUCCUCUGAAGCGUCAUAGUUUGUAA
Molecule: messenger RNA, 2073 nt
Organism: Phytophthora infestans T30-4
Lineage: Eukaryota; Oomycota; Peronosporomycetes; Peronosporales; Peronosporaceae
Product: formin-homology 2 domain-containing protein
Exons: 8
Coding region: 1-2073 (690 amino acids)
Cellular component (GO): WASH complex
Source: RefSeq, a predicted model, not a curated record